AAAUCCGCAAAAUUAAAAAAAGAGAAAAUUAAGGGAAGAAGCCGAUUGUGGUCGUCGUUCUUCUUCUGCCGCAAGCGCCGCCCAGUGCCGGCGUUAGGGCGGAUUGGGAAUCCCCGAUUGUCUUCUUCCUUGAUUUCUAUUCUGAAGAAAUUUCGAUGUGUUUUGCUUCUCUUUACCUUCAAUUUGUUUUUCUGACGAUUUUCUUUGCUCAAGAACAAGGGGGAUUAUUAUUGCCCUAUCCGGCUCCUUCUUUUGUUCUGUUCGGAGGGUGAAGAAUUUGUUCUUACCAACGAACCUACGGUUUCUAUGUCGGCGGCAAUAUCAAUUUACCGGCCGGAAUUUUUGGGAUCAGUCCAAGGUGGAUACCGAAAUCAUCUCAAAUUUCAUAGAACCUUCGCCUUUGCCCCGUGGACUAUGACAAUGGAUUCUAAAUCGCAUCAAACGAUGAGGAAGGAAGAAGUUUCUAUUCAGAUUUCAACGCCACUGUUGCUGCCGCAGUCAAAACCAUUGGCCGCAAACGAGUUACAGUUCAACCGGCCGCCGCCGGCCGAGCAGGAUUUAGUUCACAAAAGAAGAUUAGAGUUCGGUCAAUUCGUAGCGAGGGAGGCUGUGCUUGAUGAGGAAUUGUGGACAGCGGCAUGGCUUCGGGCUGAAAGUCAUUGGGAGAAUCGAUCAAAUGAACGAUAUGUUGAUAGCUUCAAAAGGAAAUUUGCAGAACAGGAGUUCAAUGCCAUAAAAAAAAGAGGCAGUGGGCAACAUGGACAGACAUGUACAUGCGUUGUUACGGUAAGGAAGGAGCAGAAGCAUAUUAAACAUACAGUGAUUAAAAGUGUAGUAGCAACUCUUGAUAUGAGCUCGAGGCAUUUGAUGCAUGGCGAGACUUUCCCAGGGGAAAGAGAGAAGAGUCAUGUAUGCAGCAUCAACAAAGAGAUACCGAAUAAAUAUGCAUAUAUUUCAAACCUAUGCGUAGCGAAAGCAGCACGUCGUCAGGGUAUUGCUAGCAAUAUGUUGAAGUUUGCAGUUGUAACAGCGAGAUCCGGUGGUAUUGAACAGGUAUACGUGCAUGUACAUAGAAACAACACACCCGCCCAAGUGUUGUACCAAAAGAUAGGCUUUGAGGUGGUCGAAAUAGCAAGUUCACAGUUGGUGGAGGAACAAACUUACCUACUAUGUAUUAACACAGGGAAGCUUAACAAUGUACAUUGAUGUCGAUAUUCACUUAUCCUUGUACUGACAAUUGAAAUUUGGAAACUCACAAAAAGUAUGAGCACAAUGAAAUUUGAUGUGUAAAAGUAAAAGUCAAUUCUUCCA
Benincasa hispida (wax gourd) is the source of this 1311-nucleotide messenger RNA. RefSeq names its product Acyl-CoA N-acyltransferases (NAT) superfamily protein. The record is from RefSeq and is a predicted model, not a curated record. Gene Ontology annotation, molecular function: acyltransferase activity, transferring groups other than amino-acyl groups. Lineage: Eukaryota; Viridiplantae; Streptophyta; Magnoliopsida; Cucurbitales; Cucurbitaceae.